ACCAGCUUGAAGGUUAAAUUCCUGUAAGGCGACCGGCUUUACUCCACCGACAAAACCUGCAGCUCCCUGCGCUCAGUGUCUCUCGUUUCCCCCCAUCUUUUUACAUCUAAUCAGCCCAGCAUGUCGUCGAUAUUCAGCGAGGUUCCACAAGCCGCUCCCGUCGUCGUUUUUAAACUGACGGCAGAUUUUCGUGAAGACCCGAGUCCUACCAAGGUGAACCUCGGAGUGGGAGCAUACCGGACAGAUGAGUGUCAACCAUGGGUGCUGCCUGUUGUGAGAAAGGUGGAGAAGCUGAUUGCUGCGGAUGACAGUCUAAACCACGAGUACCUCCCCAUCCUAGGCCUACCUGAGUUUCGUUCUAGUGCAUCAAAGAUUGCUUUGGGUGAAGACAGUCCUGCCAUUUUGGAGAAGAGGGUUGGAGCUGUUCAGUGUCUUGGAGGAACUGGUGCUUUGAAGAUCGGUGCUGAGUUUCUGCGCAGAUUUCACAAUGGAAACAAUAACACAAAAACACCCGUUUAUGUCUCUAUGCCCACAUGGGAGAACCACAAUGCUGUUUUUGCUAAUGCUGGGUUUGAGGAUAUUCGUUCAUACAAAUAUUGGGAUGCAGAGAAGCGUGGACUGAACCUGUCUGGUUUCCUGGGUGAUUUAGAGAGUGCACCUGAACACUCUAUAUUUGUGCUGCAUGCCUGCGCACAUAACCCCACAGGCACAGAUCCCAACCACGAGGAGUGGAAGAAGAUUGCUGAAGUCAUGAAGAGGAGGAAUCUCUUUGCCUUCUUUGACUCAGCAUAUCAAGGCUUUGCCUCUGGGAAUUUAGAGAAGGAUGCUUGGGCAAUUCGCUAUUUUGUGUCUCAGGGUUUUGAAAUAUUCUGUGCCCAGUCUUUCUCAAAGAACUUUGGCCUGUACAAUGAGAGGGUGGGCAACCUGACAGUUGUUGCUAAAGAUGCGGACAACCUGAGCCGUGUUCUAUCUCAAAUGGAGAAGAUCGUCCGUAUCACCUGGUCCAAUCCUCCAUCACAGGGAGCUCGUGUGGUUGGGAUAACGCUCAACACCCCAGAGCUCUUUGCUGAGUGGAAGGAUAACGUUAAGACAAUGGCUGACAGGGUUUUGCUGAUGCGUGCUGAAUUGAAAGCCAAACUACAGGCUCUCGGCACCCCAGGCACCUGGGAGCACAUCACUGAGCAAAUCGGGAUGUUCAGCUUCACAGGCCUUAACUCCAAACAAGUGGAGUACAUGGUGAAGGAGAAGCACAUCUAUUUGAUGGCCAGUGGCCGCAUCAACAUGUGUGGCCUGACCACUAAGAAUAUUGACUACGUCGCCGAGUCCAUUCAUGAAGCAGUCACCAGGGUCCAAUAACCAUGUUUCUCAUGCCGGCUUUCCAUUUGUGUUGACAAAAAAGGCAUUAUUAAGAUGUCCUUACACACUCGCACCCCCCUUAUUUUUCUCAUAAUGCAGCAGUCCAGCAUCAUUUCAUCAUCAACAAAUAUAAACUGUAAACUAAAUUAGCAUUCAAGGUCAAGUAGUCGAUCAAGAGAUAGUUUUGUGUGGUAUUUGUCUCACUUGUACUCAUCCUGGAGUAGAACAUAAAUCUGUAAUUAAUGAGUCUGUUCCCCUUAUAUGGUGCAUCAUGGAGUUUCAUGGCAUUACUUAAAGAAGCACUUCUUGUGUAAUUAUGGAUUGAUGAGUCAGUACGACAAAGUAGUGAUGGAAUUUAUGUUAAUGGUUUCAGCUUGACUGGUUUUUAAGGUCUUGUACCGUUUCUGAAAAAGACCAUAAUAUUGUGCACAUGUACUUACUAUGUUGUAUUGGCAAGUCAGGGAUGAUGAGAUUAUUCUGUAAAGCUGAACAAGGAAGUGAAAGCUAUAGCAACUCCAAAAAAACCUUCAAGUCUGAGGAUACAUUGUCAUAAGGGGGUGUUUAAAUAAGUACAUGCCUGUGCUUAUAUAAAAUAUGAUCAAAAUUACUUGCGUGACUUAUUCAAAGUUUUUAUUUGAAUAUGAUACUGUAAAGUCUCUAGCUGAUAGCCACAAAGGAACAUGUUUUACAUCAAUUUUACCAAUAACUUUAACCUACCUUACCUAUAAGGUUUCCCUUGGGGAUCAAUAAAGUACUCUGUAUCUGUCUAUAACCUGUAUGAAGCAUACAACUCUCAUUAGGCUCCAGUUUACUACAGCAUCCUGACAACCAUUGUGGCUGCAUCAUCUAGCUCUUACCAUAUAAAUUUCACAGACUAUAGUGCAAUGUCAAGGUAACUUUGUCAAAUAUAUUUAACAUAAAGUAAGCUUUGGUUUAUGUUGCUUAAAUAAUUAAAUGUUAAGCAAGCCAAAUACACACGCACAAAAUAUAAUAAGCCUCUUGAAAUAAACAGUAUGAAAAUAUA
Molecule: messenger RNA, 2380 nt
Organism: Ictalurus furcatus (blue catfish)
Lineage: Eukaryota; Metazoa; Chordata; Actinopteri; Siluriformes; Ictaluridae
Gene: got1
Product: glutamic-oxaloacetic transaminase 1, soluble
Exons: 9
Coding region: 121-1356 (411 amino acids)
Biological process (GO): L-aspartate biosynthetic process
Cellular component (GO): cytosol
Molecular function (GO): pyridoxal phosphate binding; L-aspartate:2-oxoglutarate transaminase activity
Source: RefSeq, a predicted model, not a curated record